This is a messenger RNA of Gymnodraco acuticeps, 990 nucleotides long. It is a transcript of the gene cdk15, whose product is annotated as cyclin-dependent kinase 15. Gene Ontology annotation, molecular function: cyclin binding; cyclin-dependent protein serine/threonine kinase activity; ATP binding. Gene Ontology annotation, biological process: protein phosphorylation. Gene Ontology annotation, cellular component: cytoplasm; cytosol; nucleus. The record is from RefSeq and is a predicted model, not a curated record. Lineage: Eukaryota; Metazoa; Chordata; Actinopteri; Perciformes; Bathydraconidae.
GUCUGGCCCGCUCUCAGUCUGUCCCCAGUCUGGUUCUGUCCUCUCAGGUUGUGACUCUGUGGUAUCGCCCCCCCGACGUCCUGCUGGGGAACACAGAGUACUGCAGCAGCCUGGACGUCUGGAGUGCAGGGUGUAUCUUUGUGGAGAUGCUGCAGGGUGCGCCAGCAUUCCCCGGAGCCUCAGACCAGAGCGCUCAGCUGCAGCACAUCUGGACGGUGCUGGGCGUCCCGUCUGAGCUCAGCUGGCCUGGAGUCACUCAGCUGCCGCACUUUCACCCAGAGCGGCUCCUUCCCUCUCGGCCCAAGAAGCUUCACAACGUUUGGAAACGGCUCCAGCAGCUCCCUGGGAAGACGGAGGAUCUCCUGUCUCAGAUGCUGAAGCUCCGCCCCUCAGAGAGGAUAUCUGCUCAGGAAGCUCUGAAGCAUCACUACUUCCACACGCUGCCACCUCCCAUCAUGCACCUGGGCGACACUACGUCCAUCUUUAAGGUUCCUGGAGUUCGUCUGGAGGCCGAAGUCAGAGCCGGGAGGAAACUCAGACCCUCAGUUUUGCACAGCGCCCCCUACUGGUGAACUAGAGUACUACUGGUGAACUAGAGUACUACUGGUGAACUAGAGUACUACAGUAUACCUGAGGAGACAAGAAGAGGGGAUAUAACCCAAACAUGGACAAUUACCUGGGAAGACAAUCGUAGGGGCGAAUAAACCCUCAGUUUAGUGCUGAGCUGAGUCCUAAAGCUAAGCUAAGUGUUAACAGUUGUUAACAGAAUCCAGGGUUUCCCACACAUAGACUAUACUUGGGCGUGUAAAUUAAUUAAUUUUUCUUUUAUUCGUUUGGCUGUCUACAUGAUGUGGUCUGCCGACAUGGCCACUGUCAUACAGAUUAUAAAUCCUGGAUUGGUCUCUGUGUGUCCCCCUAGACCAGUGUUUCUCAAACUUUUUCAUACCAAGGACCACUUAACCAAUAAAAAAACACUCGCGGACCACCUAA